Molecule: messenger RNA, 320 nt
Organism: Rosa rugosa (rugosa rose)
Lineage: Eukaryota; Viridiplantae; Streptophyta; Magnoliopsida; Rosales; Rosaceae
Product: transcription factor LRL1-like
Exons: 3
Coding region: 60-305 (81 amino acids)
Cellular component (GO): nucleus
Molecular function (GO): protein dimerization activity
Source: RefSeq, a predicted model, not a curated record
UUAAAGCAUGAAUUUAAUGUUUUGAUGCUGUUUAACUUUCAGAGUUAAUCUUUACGUGAAUGAAAUACCCCAAAGCUGACCAACAUUUAGCAACAACAUGGACCUCUUUUCAUACUGAAGUAAAAGUGAAGAUGUUGAUCUGGUGCCGGAUUCCAAAUUCUAACAAGACUGAUAAGGCUUCAAUGCUGGAUGAAGCAAUUGAGUAUUUGAAGCAGCUCCAGCUUCAAGUACAGUUGUGGCUUUUGAGUUUUCAGAGGGGAGAAAGGAAGAAACAUAAGAAGAAGGGGGAGACAGGAAGGACAUAAGAGACAGAGAAAUCC